UUCCUCUGCACAGGUUUUGAUAAAUCUUCCCCAUUGUGCUUCAAUAAUUUAAGCACCUGCCCUGAAAAUAGUCUAUCCUAAAAUCAUCUCCUCGCCCUACCAGCGACAUGGCAUUCUGUUCAUUUGGCAUCUGCUGGACGCCCACCUCAGAUUUGGCAGGUCCAUAUAAAAAGGGUUUCCCACCUAGGAAGAAGUUAGUCACAACAGCAACACCACCACAAGGAGUAGCUGGCUGUCAUCUGCCACUGUCCAGAACAGAGACCACCAUUCUCCAGCUUCUCAUGGAGACAAUCUACCAACCUAUUAUAAAGAUGGAAGAGGAUUAUGCCCUAUGUUCGGAUUCUGACCCUGAAUCUACUUACAUCCCCACAUCUUGGGACUGGAAACAAAACACUGGGAACUAUUCUCUAAGUCAAACGCCGUCUCCUCAGAGCUUAUCUCCUACAGCCUCCUAUGAGUCUCCAUUCUCUGGUUCUUCACAUCCACCAAGCCUGGAAGAGAUUCCUUACAGUGACGACAUGGUGACCUUCAGGUUAUUGCAAUAUCCUACUGACUGUCGGGGCGAUAUGGAAGAGAACAAAGGUGUACAAAGCAACAAACAUGGACAACACCAUCUCAAAGCUUCUAUGAAUACUCAACGGAGGCGAAAGGCCAGCGAGAGGGAGAAGAUGAGGAUGAGGGCCAUAGCAGAAGCCCUCCAUACCCUGAGGCGGAAUUUACCCCCAGUCUACAGCCAAGGUAGACAACCUCUUACUAAGAUCCAGACAUUAAAGUACACCAUUUCCUACAUUGAGGAGCUUACCAACCUUCUCAACAACACAAAAGGAACAUAACCGCAUUAAGAUCAGCUUGACCCACCAGUGAUGGACACCUCUGGAUGCUUGUAAUACCAAGCGAUGAAUGACUAGUAUGAGUAUGGACUAGUAUGGACUUCUGGUUACUUGGACUUGGGACAGUCUUUGAUCGAAAAAAGGCUUUAGCAAUGAGGACAAUGCCUCUAUGUGUCUUUGGCAACCUAUGCCAGUUUUUACACCGUUACGGAUGCAGGUCAAUGGCUUGUUUAAAGAACUGGAACAUCUGGAUUUUUUCCUCCCUAAUUCUGUCACAUAUUCUCUAAAUUUGAAAGUUUUUGAAUAACGGACUUGUUAAGGACAAGAUGAAAGUCUUAUUCCCAUAUGUAUAUGCUAGUUGACUGUUUCUUAUAGUGCUGUAUUGUUUUGUAUAUAAGGUGUGAGCAUGAACAGCACAAAGUUGUACAAUUUUCUAAAUGUAUUUAUAUCCUUUUGCGGAUCAUGAUGUUUCAUUGUUAAUAAAACAUG
Molecule: messenger RNA, 1319 nt
Organism: Hyla sarda
Lineage: Eukaryota; Metazoa; Chordata; Amphibia; Anura; Hylidae
Gene: MSGN1
Product: mesogenin 1
Exons: 2
Coding region: 108-833 (241 amino acids)
Biological process (GO): regulation of transcription by RNA polymerase II; mesoderm formation
Cellular component (GO): nucleus
Molecular function (GO): protein dimerization activity; RNA polymerase II cis-regulatory region sequence-specific DNA binding; DNA-binding transcription factor activity, RNA polymerase II-specific
Source: RefSeq, a predicted model, not a curated record